This is a messenger RNA of Strongyloides ratti, 2238 nucleotides long. RefSeq names its product Kinesin-like protein KIF23. Gene Ontology annotation, biological process: microtubule-based movement. The transcript is spliced from 2 exons. Gene Ontology annotation, molecular function: ATP binding; microtubule motor activity; ATP hydrolysis activity. Lineage: Eukaryota; Metazoa; Nematoda; Chromadorea; Rhabditida; Strongyloididae. The record is from RefSeq and is a predicted model, not a curated record. Gene Ontology annotation, cellular component: microtubule; nucleus; kinesin complex. The coding region runs from base 1 to 2238 and encodes 745 amino acids.
AUGAGUGAUGUUCUGGAAGUGUUUUGCCGUUUAAAGCCAUGCCCACAAUCAGAGUCAUGUGUGCAUGCAGUAGAUGAUACAUAUGUAAAAAUUGUACCACCAAUUGGAUAUGACAAAAGGGGGAACAUACCCUCUGAAAUUGUAUAUAAAUUUGCUGAGGUUUUUGAUGAAUCAUGCAGACAACGUGAUGUAUUUAGUCGUACAUCUUUAGAUUUAAUUCGUGGAGUUCUUAAUGGUGUUGAUGGAUUGUUAUUCACAUAUGGUAUAACUGGCUCUGGAAAAACACAUACUAUUACUGGAGAUCCAAGAAAUGCUGGAAUUCUCCCACGUGCAAUUGAUGUUAUUUUCAAUUCGUUACCUAAUCUUACUGAGAGGUGUGUAUUUUAUCCAACAAAUCUCAAUAGAUUUGGAGUCAGAUCAGAGACAGAGGCUGCUUAUGCUCGCCGUGAACUUCAAUUACCAGAUAUAAGAUCUUCUGCCAGAGAAUUUGAAUCACUGUCUAUAAAAAAUGUUCCUAUGUCAAUGGCUAGUUCCGUUUUUGUGUCGUAUGUUGAAAUUUACAAUGAGUAUUGUUACGAUUUAUUUGAUGAAGCUAUCACUGCUUCCGGUAAUCGUCUUAAUAAAACAAAAGAAAUUCGUGCUGGACCUAGAGAUGCUGCAUAUGUUGAAGGUCUUGUUGAAAUAGAAGUUACUUCUACAGAUGAAGUUAUGUGGCAUUAUGAAAAAGCUCAGGAAAGAAGAAGAAUUGCUGAAACUAAACUUAAUGCUCAAAGUUCUAGAUCACAUUCAAUAUUUCAAAUCAAAAUUGUGAUGGCACCAUUUCAAGACAAUUUAGAUCAUCCAGAUAUGGAUCCAAAUAAAAUUAUUAUUAGCCAACUAGUUUUAGUUGAUCUUGCCGGAUCUGAAAGAGCCAAUAGAACUGGGAAUAUGGGUGAAAGACUUAUUGAAGCUUCAAAAAUUAAUAAUAGUUUGAUGUGCCUUCGUCAAUGUUUCGAAAGAUAUCGUGCCAAUCAAAGAAGCCCUAAACAAGCUAACGUUGUACCAUAUAGGGACUCAAAGAUUACACAUCUUUUUAAGAAAUAUUUUCUUGGAGGGGGAACUAUACGGAUGAUUGUCUGUGUUGAUCCAAAAAUCGAUAAUUAUGCAGAGAAUAUGAAUGUGUUUAGUUUUGCAGAGUUGUCUCAAGAUAUUAAGAUUGAAUUGACUGAUGUUCCCGAUAUUCCAUCUAGUAACUUUCUUCCAUUUCCAAGGCGUGAUAUUCUCAAUUGGUAUAGGUACGUUGAGAAGAAUGUUGACAUGGACCCACUUAAAUUGGAUCUUUUUCCACCACCACCUAAAAGAAUUUGCUUAGAUGAUAGCAAUGAUACAAAUAUAUCACGAAUAGAAGAAAAUCUUUUAUACUAUAAAAAUAGGAUGGCAAGAAAAGCUCAACUUAUGGAUGUUUUUGCUGAUAAAAGAAGACAAUUUGGUAGUGAUCUAAAAACUGUUCUUUGCGAAAGAGAUUUAUCUAAAAUUAGAGUUCAAAAUCUUGAACAAGAAAACAAUGAACUGAAUCAUCGAUUAGAAGUUCUUCAUAAACAAGUACUUCAUAUUAAUAGGGAGAAUGCCGCUUUGAAAAGGAGACUUUUUGAGUAUGAGGAAGUUGAUGAAAAGCGCUACAUGGCUGAAAUGGAGUUAAGGAAAAAGAAUGCUUUGAUUGAAAAAGAUUUGGAAAGAAAAAAUCGUGAUUUCAGAGUUGUUAGACAAAUUUGCGAUGAUAUCUCAAUAACUGGUGAUACGGGACCUUCUGUGGCUGCCUUAGCUUCUAAAUUUGAUUCUGGUAAUAGUGAACCAAAAGUUCUUCGUCCACCUAUUCAACAAAAAGUUACUACAUUUGCUCCAGAUGUUAUUUCAACUUCAAAACAAGGAAAAAGAAAUGGAUACGUUAAUCCUAGAUAUCAUAGACGUUCCCGUAGUGCUGCCGGUCGUAUUUUAGAUCAUCAACCAACUAAUAGAGUACCAACAGGAUCUGUUCUUCAACCACAACUUCCAAGACUUGGUGUUAAGACAACAUUUGCACCAUCACCACGUGAUUUAAAAAAAUCUGAUGCUUAUAUAUUGACACAUCAAGAAGUCGACAACAAAGGAAAUAUUUCAACAAAUAUUGUUAAAGGAGAGUGUAUUCCAACAAGCGGAGGGGGUCGUUAUGUUGAAUUUACUGAUAUAGAAAAUCUUCAACACCAAUCUCCAAAUGUAUAG